UUUACAUCGACGGGAGGCGCAGUUGGUAUAGGACGGCUGGAAGGUGUCAGUGCGCUGGGUACUCGGCGCGCCCUGCCAGCUUAUAUAAAUAGGUGAAGAGGGGCAGCGGAGACCUCUUGCACUUUCUUGGCGGAGCGCGACGCAACGACCAGUCAACGCCGAGCGCCAUGGCUCGACACGCGUUUUUGUGUCUUGGUGUGUUGCUGUUCGCCUGUUACAUACACGGCGAGAACCUGAGAGUUAAGAGACAAGAUGAAGAUGCUGGGAGCGACGAUGUGAACCCUGAGCAGCUGUGCGAGGGUCGGCCCGCCGACGAGUACUUCCGCCUCACCACCGAGGGAGAUUGCCGCGAUGUCGUCAGGUGCGACAAAGGCGGCGAAGACGGAGUCACCCGGCUCGCCUCAGUGAGGUGCCCCGGCGGUCUCGCCUUCGAUAUCGACCGCCAAACCUGUGACUGGAAAACACACGUUAAGAAUUGCGAUAAAUUAGAAAAACCAAGAAAAAUCUUACCCAUCCUGAAAACUGAUGAGCCCAUUUGCCCUGAGGGAAAAUUAGCUUGUGGAAGCGGGGACUGUAUCGAAAAGGAGCUGUUCUGUAACGGAAAACCCGACUGCAAGGACGAGUCCGAUGAAAAUGCAUGCACUGUUGACUUAGAUCCCAAUAGAGCCCCUGACUGUGACCCUAAGCAGUGUGCACUUCCUGACUGUUUCUGUUCUGCUGAUGGUACUCGUAUCCCUGGUGGAAUAGAACCUAACCAGGUGCCUCAAAUGAUCACCAUCACAUUUAACGGUGCCGUUAAUGUUGACAAUAUUGAUUUGUACGAUCAGAUUUUCAAUGGAAAUCGCCACAAUCCUAAUGGAUGCCAAGUACGAGGAACCUUCUUCGUUUCACACAAAUACACAAACUAUGCUGCCGUUCAAGAAUUACACCGUAAAGGACACGAAAUUGCUGUAUUCUCAAUUACACACAAAGACGAUCCGCUUUACUGGACUAGUGGUAGUUACGAUGACUGGUUAGCAGAAAUGGCCGGUGCUCGGCUCAUUCUCGAACGGUUUGCCAAUUUGACAGAUGCCUCGAUCAUUGGUGUCCGUGCUCCUUAUCUCAGAGUAGGUGGCAAUAAACAAUUUGAAAUGAUGGCUGACCAGUACUUUGUCUACGAUGCAUCGAUCACUGCUCCUCUAGGUCGUGUACCAAUCUGGCCUUACACCCUGUACUUCAGAAUGCCACACAAAUGCAACGGUAAUGCCCACAACUGUCCGUCUCGAAGCCACCCUGUUUGGGAAAUGGUUAUGAACGAGCUAGACAGAAGAGAUGACCCUACCUUCGACGAAUCACUGCCAGGUUGUCAUGUGGUUGACUCUUGCUCCAACAUUCAAACUGGUGAUCAGUUCGCGCGCCUUCUGCGCCACAACUUCAACCGCCACUACUCUACAAACCGCGCUCCUCUCGGUCUGCAUUUUCAUGCAUCGUGGCUCAAGUCAAAGAAGGAGUUCAGGGAUGAACUCAUCAAGUUUAUUGAAGAAAUGUUGGAAAAGAACGAUGUUUAUUUCGUAUCGCUGCUCCAAGUUAUUCAAUGGAUGCAAAAUCCAACUGAAUUAUCAUCGCUACGUGACUUCCAAGAAUGGAAACAAGACAAAUGUGACGUGAAAGGUCAACCUUACUGUUCUUUGCCAAAUGCCUGCCCAUUGACUACCCGGGAGCUGCCAGGAGAGACACUACGUUUGUUCACCUGCAUGGAGUGCCCUAACAACUACCCAUGGAUCCUAGAUCCCACGGGGGAGGGUUUCAAUUUUAAGAAGUGAUCUCUUUAAGUUAAAUUAAAAGACUGUAAACACAUGUAAAUAAUACUCAGUAAUGUUAACAAUAAUUACAAAUAUGAUCGAUAGGCAGGUCGACAUCAACAUUAGUAAAUAUUCUUAACAUUAAUAUAUUUUUUGUUCUGUGCAUCAUUUAAAACAAUAAGAAUUCAAUUAACAACGCUAUAAUUUGAGUUUGAUGUUUGGAACACGUUAUUAUGUUGAUAGCAACCACAUGCUGCCUUUACAAUUUUUACUGCAGUUAGGUAGAACGGUAGACUUGAUGUUUCAUUAAGUAUAAUUUA
This is a messenger RNA of Ostrinia furnacalis (Asian corn borer), 2101 nucleotides long. RefSeq names its product LDLa and CE4_CDA_like_1 domain-containing protein vermiform (gene verm). Gene Ontology annotation, molecular function: chitin binding; protein binding. The record is from RefSeq and is a predicted model, not a curated record. The coding region runs from base 168 to 1802 and encodes 544 amino acids. Lineage: Eukaryota; Metazoa; Arthropoda; Insecta; Lepidoptera; Crambidae. Gene Ontology annotation, cellular component: extracellular region. The transcript is spliced from 5 exons. Gene Ontology annotation, biological process: carbohydrate metabolic process.